Poecilia reticulata (guppy) is the source of this 2248-nucleotide messenger RNA. It is a transcript of the gene zfyve21, whose product is annotated as zinc finger, FYVE domain containing 21. NCBI's taxonomy places the organism in Eukaryota, Metazoa, Chordata, Actinopteri, Cyprinodontiformes, Poeciliidae. Gene Ontology annotation, molecular function: metal ion binding. The record is from RefSeq and is a predicted model, not a curated record.
UUACUCUGGUUUCAGCUUUUGCAACUAAAGAUGCGUAUCAUCAAGAAAUUYAUGAAAAAAAGGAUCUUGUCUUAACUCCUUUGCAUAGAACACUUUAGAGUUUACAUGAGACACAGACCUGGACUGCAGGUACAGUUAGUCAAGCAAAGUUAAACUGAUUCUUGUCAUGCAUGAUGUGAUUUCUCCUUUAAGGUUUUAAACAUAUUUUUUAAAACUAGUAUCAAGCUAAUCUGGGAAAACAGGUUAGCUUGAUGCUGGCACACAUCACUGCAAACUGAGAACUACACAUUUAAUGUACGUAUCGUAAUAUAAGAAAAGCUCUGCUAUGGAGGAAUAUUKCUCCUCAGUGGGAAUAGCAGUAAACUGGCUCAUCUGCAAACACAACCAUUGAUUGAAGGGAUCAGAUUUCAUUGCUGAUGAAACUAUUUGCURGAAAAUCUGACCUCAAGUCUUUAGAUGCUAUCCUGAUGUUAUGAGGGACUUGCAGAUAAAAUUUAUUAUAUAAAAACAUUUGUGUAAAGGACUUUUAUGAAGAAAAUGAAGUGCUAGAGAUAAAACUGGUCUAAAAUUUACUAUAAAAACAAAACUACAUAAAUUGAAGAAGUAAAUCUAACAAUAACAUACCAAUCAAAGCUUUAGACACGUAUCCGAAUGAAGGCAGUUCAUUUUGGUGUCAUUACUUUGUUCCUUGAAGAGCAAGAUUGGGUACAACAMAGAGCAGGAUCAGUGUUUGAAUUCAUCGCUGGUAUUCUCUAAACCACACAGGAUCAACUUUGUACAUACAGAUUCAAACAAACAAGUAGCAAUGAAAUCUUACGUUUUCUUUUAUUAUUAAAAGUAAGUAAUGUGACAUGAAAUUGUGGCUUGAUAUAUUUCACGUUUCUUCUUAGAAUAGACUGAGCCUUAAGACAUACACCACACAUUUUCAUCGUGGUUUUUUGGUGAGUACAUUCCAAAAUAAAUUGUCUGUCUGUUGGAGGAACACCCAGCCGUGUUCACAUGUCAGUCUACUUGCUGAGUCAAGCAGAAGAUGGGGAACUUGAACCAGUCAGUGCUAAUUAUUAACAAGUAUUACACUGAGGUCUAUAUGACUUUUGACUGUCACUAAUGUAACUUUAAUUGCAAAAAUGUUUAUCAAUUGCUUUGYAAUUUAUCUUCAUUUACAUUUGAAUAAACUAAAUCGUUCACUUAGCAAACACUCCGAAACAAAGGCUUUUUCUCGUUUCUUUCGAGUAGAUGACAGUAUGUUUUGACUUGUAGUGGACACAAACAGCCCACUCGUUCACACGUGUCACGUGACUUCAGAUUUGUGCUCUGAUUGGUUGAAUGCUCCUGGAGGGUGUGGCUUGAUUGGAGUUUGUGAUAGAAGAAGACGACUCGACAGAAGAGAGGGGAAACGCUUUAAAGAAAAAUGUCCUCGGUACCAGACGGGAAGAAGCUGGUCCGCAGCCCCAGCGGCCUCCGAAUGGUUCCGGAGAACGGCGCCUUCAACAGCCCGUUCUCCCUGGACGAGCCGCAGUGGGUCCCGGAUAAAGAGUGUCCGAGAUGCAUGCAGUGCGACACCAAGUUUGACUUCAUCAGACGAAAGCACCACUGCCGGCGCUGCGGCCGCUGUUUCUGCGAUAAAUGCUGCAGCAAGAAGGUGGCACUGCCCCGGAUGUGCUUCGUUGACCCGGUCAGGCAGUGUGCAGAGUGCAGCCUGGUCUCACAGAAGGAGCUGGAGUUCUACGACAAGCAGCUCAAAGUGCUGCUGGGAGGAGGGACKUUYAUCGUCACUUUGGGAACAUCAGAUAAAUCUGAAACCAUGACAUGCCGCCUCUCCAACAACCACAGAUACCUGUUCCUGGACGGUGAAAGUCACUUUGAGGUGGAGCUGUCCCGCAUCUCCAGCAUGCAGAUACUGACAGACGGGACGAGUCCAGGAGAGGAAGACGUUCACACUUACACCAGCCUGCUGGACGGCCUGUGUGUCUCUGAAGGUUGGCUGCUGCUCGCCCCUCAGUGUCUGCAUCCACCCUCUGCCCCGACCUGAUGUCACCCCAUCCCAUUACCCCAUCCUGGAGUUUGCAUGAAAGCAACACCUGACUUACUUUACUUUACAUCAUUUGGAGUCUGAGGGGGGAAAUUAUUCUCCCAUUUUCGUUUUCAGUCAAUUUUAGUUACUUUUCAUAUCUCAUCUCAUCCAGUUACUCUAUUUAAUAUUGAGUUUUUUCUGGUGUUUGAGUAAAGACAGUCAAAAGAUACUUUU